CCACACCUUAGGCAGGAAUGACAUGAAGGCAGUCUGUGCUGCAGACCAUAAUAUAUACAUGAGAUAUGUACUACGCCCUAGAUAUUAAUUUAAUAUAGAUCUACUUGGAUGGCUACAAGAAUUGAGGUGAAUCUCGACACUCUGGUGGUCCAGGUGGAAGGAUUGGAUCUGGAUGGUAACAAAGCUGGCUCUGGAGCUUAUGGUUGUGUCUUUGGAGUGACAGUCGAUGGAAAGGACUGCAUAGCAAAGAAGAUUCAUAACAUUUUGCUCCAAGAAAGAUCUUUUUUACAGAGAGAUUACAUUUUGACAAAGUUUCGAAAUGAGUGUUGCAUUUUGAGUCGCUUGAAUCAUCCCAAUGUAGUCAGCUUUAUUGGAGUCCAUUACGGCCAUGACAAGAAUGACAUCAGUCUAAUAAUGGAGAGGCUUCAUUCCGAUUUGGCCAAUUUUGUUGAAAAGAAUCCAGACACUGACCUUGCCAUUAGAAUCCACAUUUUGUACGAUGUAUCCAAGGGCCUUCAGUACCUUCACUCGCUGACCCCUCCCCUCAUUCAUCGUGACCUCACUGCUCCCAACGUCCUGCUCACCAAGGACCUUACGGCCAAGAUCGGAGACCUGGGUGUGUCUAGGUAUAUGGAUCCCUCUGCAAUAGCAAAUUUGACAACUAACCCUGGUAACGCUUUCUACAUGCCACCUGAGUGUCGAAUAGAACGCCCAAAGUACACGAUCAAGCUGGACAUAUUUUCUUUUGGUAUUUUAAUUAUUCACACUAUCAUCGGCAAUGUUCCUAAUGUUUAUGACUUAUCCACUCUUUCAUCAUUUUUCUACAACUUGCUGGGAAAAAUGGAGCUAAAACGACGAAAUCAAGAUGUGCAUAAGAAGAUGGGAAAAAAUCACUGUCUAUAUUCACUUGCUGAAAAAUGUCUUCGUGAUCGACCUGAACAGAGACCAAUGACCGAGUAUAUGAGUAGGUCACUCAGAAAAUUGUGUCACAAGAACCCCAGGAUGUCAUUCAUGGAAGCUUGCGAGACAGGUAUUGUGGGUGUGGUUCUGUUGGCACUGGAAGGAGGAGUAGAUCCAAACCAGAAAAAUGAGGACAACUUCAGGACAGCUCUCCACUUAGCCAGUGACAAUGGACAUGAUGAAGUGGUGAGGGUCCUCUUAGCAGCCAAGGCUACAGUCAGCACUCAGGACAAGACUGGAAAGUCCCCUCUCUGGUCAGCCAGCUUCAAAGGUCACCAGAAAUGUGUGGAGCUCCUAAUUGAUGCUGGAGCCAAUGUUAAUAUGCAAAGAGAGGAUGGAGCCACAGCGCUGUUUGUAGCUGCUCAGAAUAAUCACUUGAGGGUUGUCAAACUGUUUAUUGUGGCUAAGGCUCAUGUUGACAUUCAACGAAAGGAUGGGUGGACAGCGUUGCACAUAGCCAGUCGAAAUGGCCACUGUGAAGUUGUCAAAAUGUUGUUGGAGGCCGAGACUAGCGUCGACAUCAGGACUAGUGACAAUGUGACGGCUCUCUACCUAGCCUGUAAGAAUGAUCAUGAUGAGGUGGUAAGGGUUCUCAUAGCGGCCAAGGCUACAGUCAACACUCAGGACAAGUUGGGACAGUCCCCUCUCAUCUCAGCCAGUUACUAUGGUCACCAGAAAUGUGCGGGGCUUCUAAUCGAUGCUGGAGCCAAUGUUGAUAUGCAAAAAGAGGAUGGAGUCACUGCCUUGUUUGUAGCUGCUCAAAGUGGUCACUUGAGGGUAGUUGAACAGUUGAUUGCGGCUAAUACUCGUUUUGACAUUCAACGAAAGGAUGGGUGGACAGCAUUGCACAUAGCCAGUCGAAAUGGUCACUGUGAAGUUGUCAGAAAUUUGCUGGAGGCAAAGGCUCAUGCUAACAUCAAGACUAAUACUGGAACUACUGCACUGUAUGUAGCUGUUCAGAAUGGUCACUGGAGAGUAGUUGAACUGUUGAUUGCGGCUAUGGCUCAGGUUGACAUUCAAGAAGAGAGCAACAGGUCUUAUCUCCACAUAGCCAGUGAAAAGGGUCACCAGAAAUGUGUGGAGCUUCUAAUCGAUGCUGGAGUUAAUGUUAAUGUGCAAAAAGAAGAUGGAACCACUGCGCUGUAUGUAGCUGCUAAAAAUGGUCACUUGAUAGUGGUUGAACUGUUGAUUGUGGCUAAAGCUCAGGUUGACAUUCAAGACGAGGAUGGGUGGACAGCGUUGCACAUAGCCAGUCGGAAUGGCCACUGUGAAGUUGUCAGAAUGUUGUUGGAGGCCAAUGCUGACGUCAACAUCAAGGCUAAUGAUGGAACCACUGCACUGUCUGUAGCUGUUCAGAAUGGUCACUUGAGGGUAAUUGAACAGUUGAUUGCGGCUAAGGCUCAGGUUGACGUUCAAUGGAAGGAUGGAUGGGCAGCACUACACGUAGCAAGUUGGAAUGGUCAUUGUGAAGUUGUCAGAAUAUUGUUGGAGGCCAAAGCUGACAUCAACAUCAAGACUAAUGACAACAGGACAGCUCUCCACACAGCCAGUAAAAAUGGACAUGAUGAGGUGGUGAGGGUCCUCUUAGCAGCCAAGGCUACAAUCAACACUCAGAACGAGGGGGGACAGUCCCCUCUCUGGUCAGCCAGUUUCGAAGGUCACCAGAAAUGUGUGGAGCUCCUAAUCGAUGCUGGAGCCAAUGUUAAUUUGCAAGAAGAGACUGGAGCCACUGCACUGUAUGCAGCUGCUCAAAAUGGUCACUUGAGGGUAGUUGAACUGUUGAUUGCGGCUAAGGCUCAGGUUGACAUUCAGGAGAUGAAUGGGUGGACAACACUGCAUAUAGCCAGUCUGAUUGGUCACUUUAAAGUUAUAAAAGUUUUGUUGGAGGCCAAUGCUGACGUCAACAUUAAAACUAAUGAUGGUCGCACUGCCUACGACUUGGCUCGUUGGAAUAAACACUCUCAAGUCUGUGAACUUUUGCAUUUGCAGUGACUCUGUGUUUUGUAUUCUCAAUCUUUUAAAUGCAAUUUGCCUCCCCUUACUUGCUUUUCAGGCUUUUCAUGAACAUAAUAAUUAUAAAUUUUAUUAUAAUUAUAAAGUUCUAUUAAUUUAUAUACAUUCGUACAAUCUCAUUAGUAUUGUCAAAGGGGAUAAAAUGAAC
Messenger RNA from Halichondria panicea, 3121 nucleotides. Its product is annotated as ankyrin-3-like. NCBI's taxonomy places the organism in Eukaryota, Metazoa, Porifera, Demospongiae, Suberitida, Halichondriidae. Gene Ontology annotation, molecular function: ATP binding; protein kinase activity; protein binding. The coding region runs from base 109 to 2952 and encodes 947 amino acids. Gene Ontology annotation, biological process: protein phosphorylation. The record is from RefSeq and is a predicted model, not a curated record. The transcript has 21 exons.